Messenger RNA from Hirundo rustica (Barn swallow), 1548 nucleotides. It is a transcript of the gene GSR, whose product is annotated as glutathione-disulfide reductase. Gene Ontology annotation, cellular component: mitochondrion; cytosol. Gene Ontology annotation, biological process: glutathione metabolic process; cellular response to oxidative stress; cell redox homeostasis. The transcript is spliced from 13 exons. The record is from RefSeq and is a predicted model, not a curated record. The coding region runs from base 1 to 1395 and encodes 464 amino acids. Gene Ontology annotation, molecular function: NADP binding; glutathione-disulfide reductase (NADPH) activity; flavin adenine dinucleotide binding. NCBI's taxonomy places the organism in Eukaryota, Metazoa, Chordata, Aves, Passeriformes, Hirundinidae.
AUGGCGGCGGCCGCCUACGAGCUGCUGGUGCUGGGCGGCGGCUCCGGGGGCCUGGCGGGGGCCCGGCGGGCGGCCGAGCUCGGCGCCCGGGUCGCGCUGGUGGAGCCGCUGCGCCUCGGCGGCACCUGCGUCAAUGUUGGGUGCGUGCCAAAGAAGGUGAUGUGGAACACGGCGGUCCAUGCGGAGUUUAUCCACGAUCACGCUGACUAUGGCUUUGAAACACCAGGUGUCAAGUUCAACUGGAGGACCAUCAAGGAGAAGCGUGACGCGUACGUGCGGCGCCUCAAUGACAUCUAUGAGAACAAUGUUAAGAAGGCUCACAUUGAUAUAAUCCGAGGCUAUGGCAAGUUCACCGCUGAUCCCGAACCAACCAUCGAAGUGGAUGGGAAAAAGUACACGGCUCCUCACAUCCUUAUAGCCACGGGCGGGCGCCCGGCUGUCCCUGCUGACAGUGAAAUUCCUGGUGCCAGUCUGGGGAUGACCAGUGACGGCUUCUUCGACCUGGAGGAGCUGCCCAGGCGCAGCGUCAUUGUCGGGGCCGGCUACAUCGCGGUGGAGAUCGCGGGGAUCCUCUCCACGCUGGGCUCCAAGUCAUCCCUGCUCAUCCGCCACAACGAGGUCCUGCGAACCUUUGACUCCCUGAUCAGCUCAAACUGCACCCAGGAGCUGGAGAACACCGGGGUGGAUGUCUGGAAGCACACACAGGUCAAGGGGAUUGCGAAAUCUCCCCGUGGGCUUCUGGAUGUGACAGUGUCCUCUGUGGUGCCCGGCCACAAGCCGACGGAGGGGGUGAUCCGGGACGUGGACUGCCUGCUGUGGGCCGUGGGGCGGCUGCCCAACACCGAGGGGCUGUGCCUGGACCAAGUGGGCGUGCAGGUGGACCCCAACGGCCACGUGGUUGUGGAUGAGUACCAGAACACCACCAGGAGAGGGAUCUAUGCCGUCGGGGAUGUCUGUGGGAGAGCCCUGCUCACCCCAGUGGCCAUCGCGGCUGGCAGGAAGCUGGCCCACAGGCUCUUCGAGGGCAAGCAGGACUCCAGGCUGGACUACGAGAACAUCCCCACGGUCGUUUUCAGCCACCCGCCCAUCGGCACAGUGGGGCUCACUGAAGAGGAGGCUGUGGCCAUACAUGGGAAAGAGAACGUGAAGAUCUACAGCACAUCCUUCACUCCCUUGUACCACGCUGUCACCCAGAGGAAGGUGAAGUGUGUCAUGAAGCUGGUGUGCGCUGGCAAGGAGGAGAAGGUGGUGGGAUUGCACAUGCAAGGGCUGGGCUGUGACGAAAUUCUGCAGGGCUUUGCUGUGGCCAUCAAAAUGGGGGCCACCAAGGCCGACCUGGACAACACCGUUGCCAUUCACCCCACUUCUGCCGAGGAGCUGGUGACACUGCGCUGAGGCUGCGGGCACGGACACCCCAGGGAUGGCGGCUGCAGCCGGGAAAAAUGUUUUACGUGUUUUCAAAAGUGCCUUACUGCUGGGUGGGUGCGUGGAGGGCGUGUCUGUAGCGUUGAUCUGGUUUGCUGUGGAGUGGGAAGUAAACACUCUGAU